Messenger RNA from Phragmites australis (common reed), 1488 nucleotides. RefSeq names its product ADP-ribosylation factor GTPase-activating protein AGD12-like. Gene Ontology annotation, molecular function: phospholipid binding; GTPase activator activity. The transcript has 9 exons. NCBI's taxonomy places the organism in Eukaryota, Viridiplantae, Streptophyta, Magnoliopsida, Poales, Poaceae. Bases 380 to 1378 code for a protein of 332 amino acids. The record is from RefSeq and is a predicted model, not a curated record.
AAUACAUUGCUACAGAGGAUCCGUACCCAACCCAAACGCGGCCAAGCCAACGAACACUCUAGUCCGGUCUCCCAUAGUCCCACCACCCCAUUCCACCGAUGGCGAGCGAAUCCGCCAUGUGAAAGGCCGGCUACAGAAAUAGGAGAAUAGAAUAAUCCUCCCUCAACUCGCCACCACCCCCACCCCAGCGGCCCAGCCAGCGCGACGAAGCCAGGGGGGCGAUCGCUCCACCGCCGCCGGCGACCUCACCCCCCGGAAGCCGCCGGCGACCUCACCCCCGGAAGCCGCCGGCGGUACCCCUCCUCCCGCCACCUCGUUGAUCCGUCAGGUUUUAGUAGUUCAUUUGGUAUUGCGAGUUAUCCAAGGUUGCACCGCAAAGAUGAGUACUGUUAAUCGCUAUCAACACAUCAAGUCAACCAAGCCUAUUCUAGGCAAAGCAAGAAAAUUGAAGGACCUCAUGAUAAAAAGCGAUAAUAGGAUAUGCGCUGAUUGCGGCGCACCUGAUCCCAAAUGGGCGUCCGCUAAUAUUGGAGUAUUUCUUUGCUUAAAGUGCGGAGAUGUUCAUAGGGCACUCGGACCUGACAUUUCAAAGGUUUUAUCUGUAACUUUGGAUGAUUGGUCUGAUAGUGAUAUCGACUCCAUGGUUGAGGUUGGGGGAAACUCGUAUGCGAAUUCAAUUUAUGAGGCUUUUCUUCCAAAGGAUCACCCGAAACCCAAACCGGAUUCAGCAAUGGAAUAUAGGACGAAAUUUAUAAGAGCCAAGUAUGAGACACAAGAUUUUUUGAAGCCAAGUCUGCGCAUUUCCUCUAAAUCAUCUUUUCAAUCUACCAUUUCCGUGAAGAGUGUGUCUAGCAGUUUCUCUAGCACUUCAAGGAAGGAUGUCCUUGAAGAUACAAGAGAAUUCGUAGGGGCACUGAAUAUUACAGUGGUGAAAGGUACUAACUUGGCUGUCAGAGACAUGCUAACAAGUGAUCCAUAUGUUAUUCUAGCACUCGGAGAGCAGAAAGCUCAGACAACGGUUAAAAAGAGUGACCUGAACCCAGUAUGGAAUGAGGUGCUGAAGCUAUCCGUUCCUCGAAAUUAUGGACCUCUAAAACUGCAAGUGUAUGACCACGAUAUGUUCUCUGCCGAUGAUAUCAUGGGUGAAGCGGAGAUAGAUCUCCAACCAAUGAUCACAGCUGCCAUGGCCUUUGGAGAUCCUUCACGUCUUGGUGACAUGCAGAUUGGACGGUGGUUUAUGACUAAAGACAAUGCUCUAUUGAAAGAUAGCACUGUCAAUGUUGUCGGGGGCAGGGUAAAACAGGACGUGCACCUAAAGCUGCAGAACGUAGAAUCAGGUGAGAUAGAGUUAGAACUGGAAUGGGUUUCUCUAGACUAAAUGUACCUCUCCUGAUCUUUGUCUAAAAUCUACCCUCAAGAUGCAUCGAUAUAUUUUACUUGAGCUGAAUUUCUUCAAAGUUAUCCACUUGCUGCUCGUCUUUGAACUUU